This is a messenger RNA of Leishmania mexicana MHOM/GT/2001/U1103, 2514 nucleotides long. RefSeq lists its product as hypothetical. The transcript has a single exon. The coding region runs from base 1 to 2514 and encodes 837 amino acids. NCBI's taxonomy places the organism in Eukaryota, Euglenozoa, Kinetoplastea, Trypanosomatida, Trypanosomatidae. The record is from RefSeq and is a predicted model, not a curated record.
AUGGACUGCGUGAACCACGUGACGAGCGAUGCGGACAUUCUGCCGUGCAAGUCCGAUGUCAUCCUCAGCAAAACGUCGUCUGCCAACUUCACCGUCGGCACAAGGCCGCUGCUGGCGAGUCACCGACGGCUGCUCUGCAUGAAUGUGAAGCAAACCAACAUGCUGCGUGUGCUGAACCGCCACGGCAAGCACAAUGACACGACCAUCAAGGCCGCCGCAGUCGCGAACCUAGUAUCGACAGAGAGGAUUACCGGUCACCCGACCCUCUUCUACGCCGUGGGCGGGAGAGACUUGGCCAUCAUUUGCCCCACCACGCAGGCGAACGGCGACAUCUCCGUCUCAUUGGUGGAGUCGAAACUCGAUGAGGAGGGCUACGCCUCGACUGCCGGCGAGUCGCAGCGGCUCUACGUGCUCGGCCAACAGGACGUGAUGGAGGUGGAGGAGUCUACCGGCAUCGUCAAGAGCAAGAUUCCUCUCACCCCAAAGACGACGGUCAAGUACCCCGUUAUCGACUACCAUCAGGCAGCCCAGCUGCUGCUCGUGCCGGCGAAGUCGACCCACCUCGACCUCAUCUCGACUCGAACUCGCAAGAGCGUGCUGGGCCGUGUCUGGGAGCCGCAUGAGGACACCGUGCCGACCUUUGCCUGCUUCUUCCAGCACCAUGCUUUCUCUGAGGAGUCGGGCAAGGAGCUGCUCAUCGUGACAGCGGCGCAGGGCAACCGCGAGAUUCGCUUCUGGGCCUACCAGAGCGACACCCAGAAGUUCGCGCUCAAGCAGCAGCUGAACCUCUCCUACAAGGAUGAGCCGAAGGAGGAGUACGAUAUCAGUGUCACCGCUGACGAGGAGUACAUCACCCUCUGCUCUCGCACGAGGCCGUACGCAGUGGUGAUCGAGACCCACCACACCCUUUUCAAGGCGUACAGAGUGACGUCCUGGCGCAUGGCAGGGCCGGCGCUGUGCUCGACGACGUCCGUUGGCAAGGUUACGGAGAGCGCGCAGAGCAAGUCCGUCAGCUACGAGCUCUUCAUCACAAUUCGGACAGAGACCGGCUUUGUGCAGUCGAUGCCCAACUCCAGCCGCCUCGCCGGUGCGUCGAACUUGGCCGUAGUGAGAGGCGACUCUGUGGCCAACUGGUUUCCGUCCCUCGCGGUUGGCGGUGCCGGUGCUGGUCGUGAUGCGACGUGUACGCCGGCUGGCGCGGGUGCCGCCGGCGCCGCGAUAACGCCCAUCACCGCCGUCUCGUCGUCGCUUGCUGGUGAGAUGAAGACAAGCAGCAUGUCGGAAACGGCCGUCGCCUCCAUCGUGCGAUCACAGGCGCAGAAGUUCUGCGAGCAGGUCAAGGUGAUUGAUGCCGACCUUGUAGGCAUGCAGAAGAGUGCCUCCGACACGAUGCGGCUGUUGCAGGACUCGCGCUACCGCACCGAGGCGCAGAACAGCGGUCGUACCUUCGCCAUCCGCAACCGCGCGCGCCUUGAGAAGAUCACCUCCACUGCAGCGUCCCCGGCAAGCAUGAAGCCGGCUGCGGCAUCUGUUGCUGCAGACGCCGCCGGGUCUGCUGAUAGCGAGUACGGCGUGCUAACGGCCGGGGAGCGCGAGCUUGUGCUGAGUAUCCGCAACUUUGUGCAGGAGGUGCAGGGCGGCAGCGCGGCCGCGGCCUCGGCAGCGCUGAAGGCGCUCCUCAGCAAGCAGCUCCGCCUCUCCGUGGAACGGGCGGCCAACGAGGCAGGCAAGUUAGAGAUUCCUACCAACGUCACGGGAGACUUCAACACACUGCAGUCGGUGCAGGAGUACCGCCGUGUCGUCAACGCAAGUAUCACGCGCAUCGGUGCCGCAACGAAGCGGUACCAGGAGCUGAACCGCACUACAGUGGAAGCCUCGUCGGCGCAGACGGCGACGUGCCUCGCCCAGGCUGAGGCCUUCCGCCAGAAGCUGAGCUCGGCGCUGCGCUCCAUGACGGAGGAGGUGGCGGAGGUGAAGGUGGCGCUCUCACAGUGCCAGCUGUCCAGCAAGGCUGCCGAGGAAGCGGCGGCGCCGCCGAGCCCGGACGCGAUCUUGGCGCGUGCAGUGGAGCAGGCCAAGGAGGAUGACUGGAAGGGUGCAUUCACCACUAUCCUCGCCUCUAACGAUAUCAGCAUUCUGCUGGUGUUCUUGGAGGACGAGGUGUGCCGGGAGCAGCAGGCUGUGCUCACCUCGCCCAAGACACUGACGCUGCCGCUCUUCCUGAGUCUCUGCCUGCAGCUUACCUUCGAGAUGCCGCUGCAGGCCGGUGCGGUACCCCUGCGCCUGCAGCUGUUGUCUGACUUCUACGUGGAGUGGGACGACUGGCUGCGCACGAUCCGGUUGCAAUCGCAGAAGGAUUCGCAGCAAGCUGCCGUCUACGAUAUUGUGAAACGCGAGCUGUCGACCGUGCUGGAGGCGCUAGAGGCCGUACCCCGUGAGCAGCUGGACCGCAAGAGUCGCAACAAGGAGCGCCUGGUGCACAAGCUCAUCUCCCAGCUUCUGUCAGAUGAGUAA